AUGAAUUUGUACGGGCGCGUGACUGCGGUAGAGCACGACAAUAAGGUAGUUGAACUUCCGGCACUUACACCGGCAGUACACCACACCGCCCUUCGAAAAACGCCGCCACAGCGACAACCGCAACAAAAUCUGAAUCACCGAAUCUGCUGUCAGCGAUGGCAGCAACAACAGCGGAAUGAUUGUAGCAGCAACACUGAUGGCAAAAGCAGCGGCAGCAGCAGCGGCAGCAACAGCAGCAACAUUAGCACUUGGAGUGCCACAAAACGCAUCAACAUGAAUAACAACAUUGACAACAGUUGCAGCCUCAAUACAAUUACCAUCAACACUCAAGUUAGUAACAGCAACAACAGAUGGCAUUAUCAAUUUGUUCGUCUGCGUUUCAAUUAUGCUGAACUCUCGGUAGUCCUUAACUACAUCAAAGUUACAACUUCCAACAGUGAUAUGUGUCCCAAACUGCGAGGACCGACCUCUUUUCUAUUCUAUCAGCGCCGUACUUGUCCUGUAUAUGGACUCUUGCGACUGCAACAAAUUUACCAAGGACUCAAACCGGGCAACGAGUCAUUUCAAGUGGAGAUGGUUAAACGUAUUGCCAACAUAACAAUGGCCAUCGACUUUCUGCAUACGCUCGAGGAUUUGGGACGCUUCAACAACAAAUACAUUGUGCUCGAUUGUCCAACGGAAAUGGCGAAACAAAUACUCAUACAACAUGUGCGCGAUAUAUCGCUAGGACGAAGGACGUAUCAUUAUUUGUUAAGCGGUUUGGUAAUGGAUGAUCGUUGGGAAAGUGAAAUCAUCGAAUUUGGCGCCAUCAAUAUAACCGGAUUUCGUAUUGUUGACACUAAUCGCCGGUUUGUACAUGAUUUCCUUGACAAUUGGAAGCGUUUGGAUCCGGCGACAUCGAUGGGCGCGGGCAGAGAAUCAAUAUCGGCACAGGCCGCCCUCAUGUACGAUGCCGUUUUCGUUCUCGUCGAAGCUUUCAACAAAAUUCUGCGCAAGAAACCCGAUCAAUUCCGCAACAACAUCCAACGUCGAGGUCAACAAACACUUAUGGCAGCGGCCUCCACGUCCAUUAACGGUACAAUGGGCAUGACAGGUGGCGGCAAUGCUGGCGGCAUGGGCAGCGGUAUCGGCGGCAGCGGUAUCGGCGGCGGCGGCGGCGGAGGAGGUAUUGGCCCUGGUGGCGGCAGUGGCG
Rhagoletis zephyria (snowberry fruit fly) is the source of this 1192-nucleotide messenger RNA. RefSeq names its product glutamate receptor-like. Lineage: Eukaryota; Metazoa; Arthropoda; Insecta; Diptera; Tephritidae. The record is from RefSeq and is a predicted model, not a curated record.